UCUCUCCGUCCAUGAGUCGGAGUCGGGUUCGAGUUCGAUCAAAACAAAACGCCAUCGAACAACGCUGUUGGACCAUCUCGCGUCCUUUGUAGUCCUGAAACAAUCUUUAAAUUCGCGAAACCGCGUCGUUGAAUCUCCUGUAAAGCAACAAUGACCUUCACCAAGAGCGUGGAUCAAACGACAAUCCUCCAGGGCGACCGAUCAAAGCUCAAGGAUCUGCUGCGGCUUCGGCUCAAUGCCUGCGGUUGGAGCGACCAGGUGCGGUUGCUGUGCCGGGAAGCCAUCAAAGAGCAGGACUCCAUCAACUGUGACGCCCUGGUGCAGCAAGUGACGCCGAAGGCCCGCGCCCUAAUACCGGACACCGUCAAGAAGGAACUGCUCCAGAAAAUCAAAACCAUCCUGGUCCAGCAAGAGGGCAUCGAUAUCUAGAGGUAAAUAUAUUGGGCGGGCUUUCAGCAGUGGAGAGAGUGACGAUGAAAUAAAUUGGAAUAGGAGUUUAAUUGUA
Aedes albopictus (Asian tiger mosquito) is the source of this 505-nucleotide messenger RNA. RefSeq names its product enhancer of yellow 2 transcription factor (gene e(y)2). The transcript has 2 exons. Lineage: Eukaryota; Metazoa; Arthropoda; Insecta; Diptera; Culicidae. Gene Ontology annotation, biological process: positive regulation of DNA-templated transcription; poly(A)+ mRNA export from nucleus; regulation of transcription by RNA polymerase II. Bases 151 to 429 code for a protein of 92 amino acids. Gene Ontology annotation, molecular function: chromatin binding; transcription coactivator activity. Gene Ontology annotation, cellular component: nuclear pore; SAGA complex; DUBm complex. The record is from RefSeq and is a predicted model, not a curated record.